AUGUCUGAUACAUCUCAAUCUUCAGAUACUUUGAGAGAUAUAAUCCUGUGGAGGAAGAAGAGGCAGUGUUUGCUGACUCUUUUGACAGCAACAGCAACAUGGGUUUUACUCCAAGUCUACCAAUUCAACUUCCUCACUCUGAUUUCAUACCUGGCCAUAUUCAUUGUUGCUUCGUUGUUCCUUACAGGCAACUUGCUCAGGCUUCUUGGCAAAGAGCCUCCAGACUUGUCAAGAGUGGGAAUUUCGGAGAAGUCGGCUUUGGAGAUGGGCAAUAACUUUCGAGCAUGGGUUGAAGAGGGAAUUCGAUGGAUGUUUUGGGUUGCUGCAGAGAGAGAGUGGUUUGUAUUUGUUGGAACUGUCUCUGGUUUGUGGCUAGUCUCCCGUGUAGCAAGAUCCGUCGAUCUUCUUACCCUUCUAUAUAUAGGUAUUGUCACGGGCAUGACAGUUCCAGCAAUGUAUGUCAAGUACCAGGACAAGAUAGAGAGGGGCGAGGAGAAGUUAAAGGCACAAUUGAAAAGGUAUUACGACACGUUUGAUGAGAAGGUAGUGAAGAAGAUACAGAACAAGGUGACAGUCGGGGAAGAGAAGGAGAAGAAGGUUGAGUAGCUGCUAAUUAUAAUUUGCAUGCCUUGCUUGGAAAUUAAUUGCAUGUAAAAUUUCUCGAGUAGGUAUCUUGACCUUGUGAGCCAGCUUAGUUGUAAAUUGUGAAUCACUCAUUGAUCAAGCCCAUUCCUUGAUCUUGUGUAUUCUAUAUAUGGUAUACCCGUGUAGUUAUAUUUC
This is a messenger RNA of Prunus avium (sweet cherry), 780 nucleotides long. It is a transcript of the gene RTNLB13, whose product is annotated as Reticulan like protein B13. NCBI's taxonomy places the organism in Eukaryota, Viridiplantae, Streptophyta, Magnoliopsida, Rosales, Rosaceae. The record is from RefSeq and is a predicted model, not a curated record. Gene Ontology annotation, biological process: response to bacterium.